CCCAGUUGUACUGUCAAAUAGGCUGAAAUCAUUUAAUUAAGAAGAAGCACCAGUACCUAACCUUACCACUUUUGAAUUUGCGAGGGGUAGUUUCUCUUCUAUCAUAAGGUCUAUGGUAUAAAACAGCCGAACGGGUCUACCUGGACAGGAUGGCGUUGUUAGAACCAAUACUAAGAACUUGCAAGGCAGAACGGUACAUCGAUAAUUUUCGCGAGUUUGGCAUCGAGCCUUAUGUUUUUAAAAUUCUCGGUCACGAAGACUUGUCGGCGAUCGGAAUCGAGGACGAGAACCUUCGCACCGAUAUUUUAAAUCAUUUCGCAAAUUUGCAAAUUCCCACCGAAAAAAAGCAGGAAAUUAAAAUUGAUUUGGAAUAUACCCUGAUCGUAUUGCAUUUAAUGUCGGUUCACCUUAACAAGCAUUUCGAAAUCCUUUCGAAUAUAUUAAAACAAGACGAGGUUGACUUGUGUCACAUCAGAAAUGGAGGUGCGGUUCGCUGUUUAGAAUCGUCUCUGCAUUCCUUAGAAGCCAAAAUUUUAGCACUAGAAUCGAAGAUGCUGACACCGUAUGACAACACGAUCAGCAAAAUGCGUAAAACAUUCCUGGUAGUGUCAACAUUUGGAAUUACUAUGUUGGUUCUUUUUGGUUGUGUAAAGUUUUUGCGAUGAUAACGCUUACAUAAUUUAAUUAUUAAUAAUUGUACGAAAAACGAAUAAACAUUUCUUUUGUUGAUUUAAAACUAUGCUCACCAAAAACAUCGUGCUGACAAUUAUGAUAAAAAAUUUUCACUACAGGAAACGCAAGGUCAUAAUUUGUGGUUAGGUUUUAAUGUACCUAAAGAAAUUUCGCUUCCUGUCAUUUCGCAUUGGGAUAUGGAUGAGUGACUAAGCAGUUUAGAAGUGUUUUUAAAUUGAUAAAAGUAUAAGCAAUCAUAACCAAUUUUAUAUGAAAAUAAAGUUGUAGUAAAUUUAAACUAACGUUGCA
Cylas formicarius (sweet potato weevil) is the source of this 981-nucleotide messenger RNA. RefSeq lists its product as uncharacterized. Gene Ontology annotation, molecular function: protein binding. Lineage: Eukaryota; Metazoa; Arthropoda; Insecta; Coleoptera; Brentidae. The transcript has 3 exons. The record is from RefSeq and is a predicted model, not a curated record. Bases 150 to 665 code for a protein of 171 amino acids.